Messenger RNA from Benincasa hispida (wax gourd), 1346 nucleotides. Its product is annotated as F-box family protein. The record is from RefSeq and is a predicted model, not a curated record. Gene Ontology annotation, molecular function: protein binding. Lineage: Eukaryota; Viridiplantae; Streptophyta; Magnoliopsida; Cucurbitales; Cucurbitaceae.
AAUGAUCCAAAAGUUUUGGGAAAUAGCAAUUCAACCCCAAAGUUGACUAUUACUUUGGGAAAUAGUCCUAUAAAAGCUCUCAAAUUCUUCUCCGUUCCUUUAUCCCCAAAACUUCAUUCAACAAAGCAAGCCUCAAUCGAAAAAUCAAAAUAUCAUGCCUCCUCUUUCUUUUCCCUUUCACCACCGUCCCUCCGCCGCAGACGACGACGGUGACGCCAUUGCCGCCCUCCACUCCGACAUCCUUCAAACUCAUAUCCUUACCCGCCUCGACGGCCCGGCUCUGACUUCCGCCGCCUCCGCCUCUUCCCGCUUCCGCCGUCUCUCCAGCGAGGACCAACUCUGGCGCCGCGUUUGCUCCGCCUCCUGGCCGUCAAUCACUCAUCCGAAAGUCCGGCAGGCCAUCUCCGCGUUUCCUUCCGAACACCAAUCCUUCUUCUCCGACGUAUUUCCAGUGCUCGAUUGCCGGUCUCUCCGUUGUGACCUCGAUUGUUCCUCUUCCUCCUCGACUUCCGAAUCGAUCUCCGCCGUGGACAUUCAUUACAAGGACAAACUCCUCUUCUCAAAAGUCCAUUCAAUCGGAACGGAAACGAAUUGGUUCCUGUGUUCCCCUUUCCGAGUAGACCUAAUCGAUCCAAAGGAUUCGAUUCCAUCGGCGAUUAGACGAAGCGAGAAAUACGAAGAUUGGUUAGGGCAUUUAGAAGAAAAUCUAAGGGUGAGUUGGAUUGUAAUCGAUCCGAAUAAGAAUCGAGCGGCGAACAUCUCGAGUAGGGAGGCAGUGAAAGUGGGACGGCAUUGGUUGUCGGGAGACAUACAAGUGCAAUACACAACGGUGAUGGGAGGCGAUAGGAAGGCGGGGUGGGCGAUGGAGAUGGUGCAGUGUGCGGUGGUGGUGAGUUGCGGGGAGAAGGAGGAAGGGAUGGAGAUGAAUGUAAGGGAGGUGAGUAUGCAGAUGUUGGAUAUGGAAGGGAAGCAUCUGAAUGGGAAAGAGAGUUUGGGGAUUUUGGGGGAAGCCAUGGAAAGAGGGAAGAGAAUUAGGGCAAAGAAAGGGGAAGGGAAACUGAAAUAUGAAGAGUACGAAGAAUUGAAGAGGAAGAGGAAAGCCAGGAAAGAAAGGAUUGAGAAUGGUUUGGAUAUGCUCUGUAUUUUUACUGGAAUCUCCAUUCUUUUUUCUUUCUGCUUCUUCAUCUUCCUCUCCACAUAGAUACCUAUAUUAAAUUAACAUCACAAAAAUAUACCCUUCUUUAUUCUUUUUUUCUUUCUUUUUCAUUUUUAUACCUUAAUGUGUACAUAUUUCAUGAAACAGAUGAAAUUAUUGGAAAUUUAGUUUAUAUCAUCUCUUUUUCUUU